UAUACAACUUCGCCAAAGAAGAUUCACGUGGAAAAACAACGUUUUGCUAUCUAGAAUAAAUCUGAAAAUUUAACUAGAUUCUAGAUUAGAUUAUCUAGAUUUAGUCUAAAUAUGAACAGCCGAUGUUACAUAAAUAUAGAUUCCUUAGAUUCUACUUUGUUCAGUAAAUAAAUAAUAAAAAGAUUUAAAAAUUAUAUUUGAUUUGGCGUAAUUCAACUACAACCAUGGUUAAAGAGCAGUUUCGUGAAACUGAUAUUGCAAAAAAAAUUAGUCAUGUGACAUUUGGGUUUAUGAGCCCUGAGCAGAUGCAGAGGGCAAGUCAUCUGCAUGUUGUCAACAAGACUUUAUACAGCCAAGAUGCUAAGAAUAAACCAUGCCCUAAUGGUGUGUUGGACCACAGAAUGGGUACCAGUGAAAAAGAUAACAAUUGUGACACAUGUGGGAAAGUCUUAGCAGACUGUGUUGGACAUUUUGGAUACAUAGAUUUGGAAUUGCCUGUAUAUCACGUUGGACACUUCCGUACUACUAUCACAGUUUUGCAAAUGAUUUGCAAGUCGUGCAGUGCCAUACUAUUGUCUCAGGAGCAGAAAGAUGCAUUUCAUCGUGCAUUGAAGAAACCUAAUCUUAGCUAUCUGCAGAAGAAAGCACUUCGUAAACGUAUUUAUGAUGCCUGUCGCAAAGUCAAGACAUGCCUUAUUUGUGGUGAUCAUAAUGGAAUGGUAAAAAAAGUUGGUUUGUUUAGGAUAGCCCAUGAUCGAUCUCAACAAGGCAGGAAAUCAGAAGCCAUAUUAAAGGAAAGAGUUGAAGCAUUUGACUCAGCUGUGAAAGCAAAUUCUGAAAUAUCUACCCUGAUGAACAAAAAUUAUGAUGUGCUGAAUCCAAUUAUUGUACAUGAGUUGUUUAAAAGAAUUGAAGAUUGCGAUAUUCCAUUGCUAUUGAUGAAUCCUGAAGUUGGUCGACCUGAAGAUUUGAUUCUGACACGCAUAUUUGUACCGCCUAUUUGCAUUAGACCAUCUGUGGUUUCUGAUUUGAAGUCAGGGACCAAUGAGGAUGAUAUAACAAUGAAGUUAACUGAAAUUAUGAUGGUGAAUGAGAUAAUUCAAAGACUGAGAGCAACCGGAGCCAAAAUGCAGAUGUAUAUGGAGGACUGGGAUUAUGUUCAACUUCAUGUUGCUCUGCUUUACAACUCUGAGACAUCAGGCAUACCUUUGAGCAUGCAACCCAAGAAAAAAACCAGGGGCUUUGUACAAAGGCUCAAGGGAAAACAAGGACGUUUUAGGGGAAAUUUGUCUGGGAAACGUGUGGAUUUCUCUGGAAGAACUGUCAUCUCCCCAGAUCCAAAUAUGCGCAUUGAUCAAGUUGCUGUGCCUAUCCAUGUUGCUAAAACCAUGACGUAUCCAGAGAAAGUCUGUCCAGCCAAUCUGGCACUGAUGCAGCAGCUUGUCAGGAAUGGCUGUGAUGUACAUCCAGGUGCUAAUUUUAUCAAGAUUCAGUCAACUGGUGAGCGCAAAUUUUUGCGCUAUGGCAAUCGUAAUCACAUAGCAAAUAGCUUGAGAUAUGGCGAUCUGGUAGAGAGGCAUAUGAUUGAUGGCGAUGUUGUUCUAUUCAACAGACAGCCAUCUUUACAUAAACUCAGUAUUCAAGCUUUUUAUGCAAAGGUGAUGCCCAAUAGAACCUUUAGAUUUAAUGAAUGCUGCUGUGGUCCUUUUGGUGCAGAUUUUGAUGGGGAUGAAAUGAACCUUCACCUUCCACAAACAGAGGAGGCUAAAGCAGAGGCUAUUACUUUGAUGGGCUCUAAAUCUAAUAUUAUAACACCAAGGAACGGGGAACCUUUGAUAGCAGCUAUUCAAGAUUUCAUUACAGGAGCUUAUCUGAUGACACAGAAAGAUGUUUUCUUUGAUCGCAACCGAGCAUGUCAGCUGAUAGCCUCCAUGUUGGUUGGUAAAGAUGCCAACAUGAAAAUAGACCUCCCCCCUCCUGCCAUCUGGAAACCGUGUAAGCUUUGGACUGGGAAACAAGUGUUUUCUCUGCUGAUGAGACCUAACAAAGAAUGCCCAGUUAUGGUGAAUCUAAGAACCAAAGGAAAAAACUACACCAAGAAUGAGGACUUGUGCUCCAACGACUCAUUUGUUGUUAUCCACAACAGUGAGAUCAUGUGUGGCUAUUUAGAUAAAGCCACCCUUGGGUCUGGCUCAAAAAAGACCAUCUUUUAUCUGAUCUUACGGGACUAUGGUGAGGUGGCUGGUGCUGAUGCCCUGUCUAGGCUGGCUAGGAUUAGCCCAGCAUUUCUCUCUCACCAUGGGUUUUCUAUAGGAAUUGGUGACGUCACACCUGGAGAAGGUCUAAUAAAAAAGAAACAAGAUUUACUGGACAAGGGCUAUUCAACAUGUGAUGGCUACAUCAGAGAUCUAGAGGAAGGAAGACUACAGCCUCAACCUGGGUGUUCAGAAGAUGAAACAUUAGAGGCUAAAAUUCUUAAAGAACUGUCUGUGAUCAGAGACCAUGCGGGAGAAGUUUGUUUGACUGAGCUGCACAAAACAAACAGUCCAUUGAACAUGGCCAUUUGUGGCUCUAAAGGUUCUUUCAUCAACAUAUCUCAGAUGAUUGCUUGUGUGGGACAGCAGGCUAUAAGUGGCAAGCGAGUCCCUAAUGGAUUUGAAGAUCGAGCUUUGCCCCACUUCCCACGCUUCUCUAAAGAUCCAGCAGCUCGUGGAUUUGUUUCUAACAGCUUUUAUACAGGCCUGACGCCCACAGAGUUUUUCUUCCACACCAUGGCUGGCAGAGAGGGUCUGGUGGACACGGCUGUCAAAACUGCUGAGACUGGCUACAUGCAGAGAAGAUUGGUCAAGUCUCUAGAAGAUCUUUGUUUACAGUAUGAUUCAACUGUUCGCACCUCUGUUGGGGAGGUUGUCCAGUUUGUGUAUGGGGAGGACAGCCUUGACCCUGCAGCUAUGGAAGGCAGCGACCAGCCAGUUGAAUACAACCGGCUUAUGGUUCACAUCAAAGCUAUUCUUGCCUCUCAGUGCAGGACUGAGCCAACACUGACUGGAGAGCAGGUUUUGACACAAGUGAAAGACAUCCUUGAGAUGCCCUGCUGGGAGAAAGUCAACACAAGGUUUAAGAAAGACAUCACUGAUUUCUUUUACAACAUGGCCAAAAACAUCAACCAGACACGCUCUCAGUAUGGUGUUGAUAGACACGCUGGCCACAGGUCAUCUGUUCUGGCCCAGCUGAACCGUCUGACCUGCUCGCAGGUGUCCAGGUUCAUGGAGGUGUGUCUACACAAGUACAACAAGGCUCUGAUAGAGCCAGGUGAGGCCGUGGGUGCCAUCUGUGCCCAGUCUAUUGGGGAGCCCGGCACCCAGAUGACCCUGAAAACUUUCCACUUUGCUGGUGUAGCCAGCAUGAACAUCACCCAGGGAGUUCCCCGCAUCAAAGAAAUCAUCAACGCCAGUAAAACCAUCUCAACACCCAUCAUCACAGCCCAGCUAGAGAACGGCCACGAUGAGGAGUUUGCUCGUCUAGUCAAAGGCCGGAUUGAGCGCACAAGGUUGGGAGAGAUCUCUGAGUACCUGGAGGAAGUCUACAUACCUGACGACUGUUUUAUACUGGUCAAGCUGGACUUACACAGGAUUAGGCUGUUAAAGCUGGAAGUCUCGCCUGAGUCCAUUGCCUCUUGUAUUGUCAACUCCAAGCUUAAGGUCAAAUACCCUGACAUUAAAAUCCACAGUGAAUCUGUUUUCUCCAUCUCAGCCAAUGCCUCGUCUAAAGUCUCUAUGUACUACAGACUUCAGACCUUGAAGAAAGCUCUGCCUGACAUCACAGUCAGGGGAAUCCCCUCAGUCUCCAGAGCUGUCAUCCACAAGGAUGACAAGACAGACAGGUACGAACUGUUGAUUGAGGGGGACAACCUGAGUGGGGUCAUGGCCACCCAGGGGGUGCACGGGGCCAAGUGCAAGUCCAACAACACCCACGAGGUCUGGCAGACCCUGGGCAUAGAAGCCGCUCGCACUACCAUCAUGACUGAAGUGACAGUCACCAUGGAGAGUCACGGGAUGAGCAUUGAUGCCAGACACACCAUGCUGCUGGCUGACCUGAUGACCUACAGGGGUGAGGUGCUGGGUAUUACCAGGUACGGGCUGGCUAAAAUGAAAGAGUCCGUCCUGAUGCUGGCGUCUUUUGAAAAAACAGCUGAACAUUUAUUCCAGGCAGCUUACUUUGGCCAGAGAGAUGCCAUCUGUGGGGUCAGUGAGUGCAUCAUCAUGGGCAUACCCAUGAACCUUGGAACUGGUGUGUUUAAACUUCUCUACAAAGCAGAAAACCCACCAGUUAUCUCCCCUCGUCCCCUACUCAUUGACUUCAGAGCCCCAGAAUUUUCUGUCUGAUGUAGUGUAGUAGUUUAGUUUGUUGUCAAGUUGAUUGAUUAGCUUGUGAUGUUUACAGGUUAACUUAAUGAUGUUUAUGUUAGCUCAAUUAAAUCAAUG
Molecule: messenger RNA, 4484 nt
Organism: Physella acuta
Lineage: Eukaryota; Metazoa; Mollusca; Gastropoda; Physidae
Product: DNA-directed RNA polymerase III subunit RPC1
Biological process (GO): DNA-templated transcription
Molecular function (GO): DNA binding; DNA-directed RNA polymerase activity
Source: RefSeq, a predicted model, not a curated record